AUGACACACAAUUUGAGGCUGACAUUUACGCAGAGGGCAAUAGUUGAGGAAACUACUGAUCCUAUUGAUGAGAAUGUAGCAAGGGAUAUCAUUAAUCAUAAAUCACUUCGACAUCCAAACAUAAUUCGCUUCAAGGAGGUGUUAGUGACACCCACUUAUCUUGCCAUUGUUAUGAAAUAUACAGCUGGUAGAGAACUAUUUGAGUGCAUUCAUAAUGCAGGAAGGUUUAGCGAAGAUGAUCUGGAGAAUACCCUUCUUGAUGGAAGUCCAGCUCCGCGCUUGAAGAAAUGUGAUUUUGAGUACUCAAAAUUUAAUGAUGUUCUGGUCGUCCCUGUUGCAUUCGAGGCCAAAAUCAACUGUUGCGACUCAGCUUAUAUUGCUCAUGAGGUCCUAUCCAGAAAAGAAUAUGAUGACAAGAUAUCUGUGUAA
Molecule: messenger RNA, 429 nt
Organism: Nicotiana attenuata
Lineage: Eukaryota; Viridiplantae; Streptophyta; Magnoliopsida; Solanales; Solanaceae
Product: serine/threonine-protein kinase SAPK7-like
Exons: 5
Coding region: 1-429 (142 amino acids)
Biological process (GO): protein phosphorylation; intracellular signal transduction
Molecular function (GO): ATP binding; protein serine/threonine kinase activity
Source: RefSeq, a predicted model, not a curated record